Penicillium crustosum is the source of this 2253-nucleotide messenger RNA. Its product is annotated as fungal specific transcription factor domain-containing protein. The transcript has 4 exons. Gene Ontology annotation, biological process: positive regulation of transcription by RNA polymerase II; DNA-templated transcription. The record is from RefSeq and is a predicted model, not a curated record. Gene Ontology annotation, molecular function: zinc ion binding; sequence-specific DNA binding; DNA-binding transcription factor activity, RNA polymerase II-specific. Lineage: Eukaryota; Fungi; Ascomycota; Eurotiomycetes; Eurotiales; Aspergillaceae. Bases 1 to 2253 code for a protein of 750 amino acids.
AUGACAGAAGCCCCCCACCAACCAGAAAGGUACAGUCCGCCUGUCGGAGGUGUCGCCAGAAGCGUAUCAAAUGCGACGGCGGCAUCCCGGCCUGUGGAAACUGCGCCCGUGCAAAAGCUCCCUGCGUCGAUGUGCACGGCGGCAACACCCGACUUUGACAUAUCGCAAGGACCACAGGUCAAUCAGGAAUUUAUUGAGACUCUAUCGUCCUCUCAAGAGAUUUCCCCGAAUGAAGCAUCUUCCCGUGGAGACAAGUCAAACAACAAGCGAUCCCAUUCCGCCACAGAAGAGUCCGAGGUUGGCUCGCCUCUUUCGGCCAAGGCACGCUCGGUUGCGAUCGACCUAGGCAUGCUCUCAUUGCAGUCUGACUCACGUCAACAACAUUACCUGGGCUCUUCCUCUGGCUUAUUAUUCACGAAACUUGUUGGGCUGGACAGUGUGGUGCAGUCGCCCAGAGAGACAGUGGCGCUCAACGGCAUUGUGCAGUCGCGUAGGUCACCACUGAGGAUACCAACGGAAAAGUUAAAAUCAAUAUAUAAGAACUUGAGCAAGGAGAUCCCCUCGCCCGAAGAAGCCGGCAUCUUGUUCAGCGUAUAUUUUCAAUAUGUUCAUAUCGAUCAACCGUUCCUACACCCAGCGUCUUUGAUCAACGCUUAUCGGGCUUUGCACACCUGUGCUCAAGAAGGGUACGACGAAACCACUGGUUCUCAUGGAUGGAUCGAUUCUGUGAGUCCCUUUUCAUAUAAUGGCAAGAUUGAUAUCGCCUUUGGAAAAGCAACCACGCCUAUCUCCAUCUCAACAGCCGUGUACCACAUCUUCAUGGUAUUUUCGCUUGCAGCAACAGUUCUUACACGAAAGAAGAAUUACGACCAUUCCCCCUCCAAAUUCUAUCGCAUAGCAAUGUCCACAUCUUCGGAAUGCUUUUCUCACAUCUCAGUGCAUUCACUUCAAGCUAUGCUUCUACUGGUAGUGCAGAGCUUGAUUGAGCCUGCUGGUGUCGAUGUGUGGACAUUGUCACAUGUUGCAAUGGCCCAUUGCAUCGAUCUAGGCCUUCAACGAGAGCCGGGUGGAUCGUCAGCAGAGAACCCUGCAGUCGUAGCCACAGUCCGGAGAUUCAUAUUCUAUACUGUCUACUCCCUUGAUCGGUCAAUAGCCACCAUUCAGGGUCGCCCAUUGGGCAUUCGUGACGAGACAUUUGAUAUUCGACCACCGGACGAGUCAGAUAUAUCGGAUAUGAUCAUCAUACCCACUACUGACCUCUUAAUCCUCCAACCUCCCCCUCAACACCUCGCCCUCUCUAUCUACCGGUUUAAGUUGGACCGAUAUAUAUCCGAAAUUAAACUACUCCUAUAUCAUCUUCCAAACCUUCCAACAAACACUCGAACAUUCGUUUGGCCGACAAAUAUUCCGGAUAUCCAACACCAAAUCAAGUCAAAUCUUGACGAUUGGUUAACCGAGGUCUCAAAAGUGUCUCCUUCCCACGAUAUGGAGGUAGAAGAGAAGCUGAAGCUCCAUUAUGAAAAACUGCGCAUGGAGCAGCUUUACCACAAUGCCGUGGCUCUUCUUUUCCAGCCCUCCCAGAUGUUCCCUUCGCCAAGUCAGGACGCCCUGUUACUGUGCUACCAUAGCUGCAGCCGGCGUUUGCAGGUAUACGAUACGCUCAGUAACCAAGAAAUGCUUCUGUACAACUGGCGCAACAUCCACGGGAUAUUCUCCUCAGGGGCCACAAUCGUCUAUUGCAUAUGGGCAUCCCGUCGUCUCCAAACCACGAUCCCCUUCGAGAAAAUCCUUCGCGAUCUCCGAACCUGCUCAAACCACCUGAGCAUUGGAAGUCAAUGGUGGCCCUCUGUACGAACCGGGAAAGAAAGCUUCGAGAAAAUGAUCGACUUGAUGAUCAAGUUUUUGAGCAAUGCACAAGAGCCUGCUCCGCCAUCGACUCUGCCCCCAACUGCUAUGAGAAGAAGGUUAGGGUCUCCAAACUCAGUUGACAAUGAUGUUGCGGAGUCCGAGGUACUCCAGAUAGGUCUAGGGGUGGAGCACACUAUUCAGCCUCUGGACAGCGCCCAGAUAGCUUUUGAUGACAUGGAUUUCUCUGCGACGGCGUUUGACCCACUUAAUGCCUUCAAUUCAGAUGAAAUUUCAAUAGAGGUUGCAAUGGAGACGUUCAUGGCCGACUAUCUACACGAUGACUGGGGCUGGGACCCUUUCUCGGGAUCGGUUGGUCUUACGGACAACUCUCGACCUCCCCUUUGA